Messenger RNA from Cololabis saira (Pacific saury), 15771 nucleotides. Its product is annotated as apolipoprotein B-100-like. Gene Ontology annotation, molecular function: low-density lipoprotein particle receptor binding; RNA binding; cholesterol transfer activity. The record is from RefSeq and is a predicted model, not a curated record. Lineage: Eukaryota; Metazoa; Chordata; Actinopteri; Beloniformes; Belonidae. Gene Ontology annotation, cellular component: mature chylomicron; low-density lipoprotein particle; very-low-density lipoprotein particle. Gene Ontology annotation, biological process: cholesterol homeostasis; cholesterol transport; lipoprotein transport.
UAUAGAUUAGUCUUCAGAGAAAGAGGGAGACUCUCCUAGACUUGCCAGAGCUCAGCCCAUCAUGUCGGGUGCCAAGCUCUGCCUGUUGCUGCUUCUGGGCACGUACACGCAAGCCCAGCAAGAUGUGGGAAGUGUUGAGGAGCAAUCUCCGGUUUGCUCUUUGGCCAAAAGAUAUAGAAACUUCCGACAGUACGUGUACAACUACGAAGCCGAGACCUUCAACAGUGUAAACGGAGCUACAAAUGUUAAGAGUGGCCCCAAGAUCUCCUGCACAGUUGAGGUUGAUGUACCCCACACAUGUAGCUUCGUCAUCCGCACAACAGAGUGCUCCCUGAAUGAGCUCACCGAUCUGAGUGAUGACGGGAAACUUGUGUAUCGUCCUGCUGCGGGAGCUGAAGCUUUCAAAGCUGCAAUGGCCAAGAACCCUUUGAAGGUUUCAGUAGUGGAUGAAGAGAUGGGUGUCAAACUCUACCCUGAGGAAGAUGAGCCCGCCAAUAUCCUGAACAUCAAGAGGGGGAUUGUCUCUGCUCUCAUGGUACCUGAAAUAGAUGAGAUGAAGAUCAAACAAAUGGAAACCAUGCUUGGAUGGUGCCCCAGUGACAUCACAGUCAAUUCCAUGGAGGACAUUGCCACUGAUGUGACCAUCAACAGGGAUCUGUCCAAAUGUGACAUGUUUGCCGCUCGCAGUGAAUACACCAGUCCUCUGGCCCUCAUCUCUGGGAUGACCUACCCACUUUCCAAGAUGAUCAGCAGCACUCAGACCUGUAACUACCAGUUUGACAACCAAAAGCAGCACGUGACCAGCGGAUCCUGCACAGAGAAACACAUCUACCUGCCCUUCUCCUACAAGGAUGAGUAUGGAAUUUCUACAGUGGUGAAACAGACUGUGACUCUGAGAGAAACUACCAAGAUCAAUGACAGAAUCUUUGACUUCGAUGAGGCAAACAGGAGGUACCUGGGCAUGGAUGUCGUUGAAGACAAGUCCAUAGUGCAGAGCAAAGAUGCUGUUAUUACCGCAAUGCAGAAGCUGAACACUCUGUCCCAGACGACCGAGCGUGAGGAGCGUGCCGGGAUCUUCCACAAACUUGUCUCUGAGCUUCGGGGCCUGAAAGCUGACUUGCUGACCUCCAUUACUGAAGAGAUGACAGACAUCUCCACCUCUCUGACAUGGCAAGCUCUGGCUCAGUGUGGCACCCCAGAAUGCACCAGUGCCAUGCUAAGCAUGCUCAGGACCUUCCAGGCUGAUGCUCUUGAGGUUGAUGCCGUUGUAUAUGCUCUGGGGCUGCUGCAUAAACCCUCCCCCCUGAUGGUGAAAGAUUUGUUGUCAAUGGCUCAGUACAAGCAGAGCAAACCCAUCAUGUAUGCCUUGAGUCAUGUAACCAGGAGACUGUACAUCUCUGAAGGACUCAGCACCCCAGAGAUCACUGCUGUCUCCGAGUUUAUGGCUUCCAUUCUGGGUGCAGACUGUUCCGGGGAUAAAGAGCUGACCUUCCUGGCUUUACGUGUUGUUGGUAACAUGGGAGAUGCAAUGGAGGAUGCUAACCCUGCUAUUAAGACCACCCUGCUGAAGUGCAUGAGACAGCCACUAACCACUUUGUCCGUGCAGCUGGCUGCCAUCCAGGCUUUUAGGCGCAUGUCUGUGACUGAUGAGGUCCGCUCCAACCUCCAGAAGGUCAGCCAGUACCCCAAGGGUGCUGUGCAGAAGCGUCUGGCAGCUUAUCUGAUUCUCAUGAAGGACCCCCAGGACAGUGACAUGGACAUGCUGAAGAAGCUGCUCACGCAGGAGCAAAACACACAGAUUAAGGCUUUUGUGUCCUCCCAUAUCUACAACAUCAUCUCCUCAACUAAUUCAGAGACUGCAAGCCUCCGUGAGAGGAUAAUGGCUGCCCUGCAGGACACUGACGUUGCCACCCAUAGUGACUACACAACAAAGUCUCGCAACUACAAGCUAGAUGUGGAAUAUGGGAGAAUGCAAGGCAAUGUCAUUUUUGAUCCCAGCAACCAGUUGCCAAGGGAAGUCUUGCUGGAAACUACUCUGGAAGCUUUUGGCUACAGCAUGGAUAUCUGGGAGGUUGGAAUGGAGGGAAAGGGUCUUGAGCCAACCAUCGAGGCUUUGUUUGGACAGAAUGGUUUCUUCCCUGACACUGUGUCCAAGGCUCUGUACUGGGCUGAAGACAAAAUGCCACCAAAGGUCAGAGAGGUUCUGAAGAAAUGGAUGGCUCCCCUUAAAUCAGAAGGCCAGAAGGUCCCUGAAAAUCUUGUCAGAGAGAUUGCUCGCAACUUCAACAAGCUGGUCAGUGAUCUGCAGAGUCAAGAGACCCCAGAGGCGAUGGCUUACCUGAGAAUCAUGGGAGCUGAGCUUGGCUACAUCAAGGGCAACGAAUUGAAGUCCAUUGCUGAAAAUGCAAUAAUGUAUGGAGAGAUUUUGAUGAAGAUAAUUCCUACCGAGACCAUAAGUAAUCUGAUGUCGCGCACCGACAACGAGAUGUUUGCCCACUACAUCUUCAUGGACAACAAAUUCACCAUGCCGACCUCAUCUGGCUUGCCUCUGACGUUUGCUCUGUCUGGUACAUUUGCUCCCGGGGCAAAAGGAGGCCUUAACAGGGCUCCAAGCAUGAAGGAGCUGGUGUUCAGUCCUUCUGUCGGUGUUGAGUUCAUAACUCAGAUGGGAAUCCACAUGCCAGACUUCACUGUCUCCAGCAUUGAAAUGCAUACCAACUUGUAUCAUGAGAGCGCUCUCAAUGCCAAGAUCACCAUGGAGCAGAACCAAAUCAAGCUCUCCAUCCCUGCUCCAACAGGAACCACUAGAUUUUUCAGAAUCAGCAAUAAAGUCUUUAUUAUGGGUGGUGGUGGACUGGCCGCUAUGAUCCCAGCCCUUGAAGGCGAAACAAACUGCAAUCCUCUGUUCUCUGGAGUCAAAUACUGCCUUAAAAAACUUCAGGGUAGACCACGUGACCAGACUGCUGCUCCUUAUUUCCCCCUGAAUGGAGAAACAAAGUUUGCUAUUGACAUCAAGCCUACUGAAGAAGUGUCCGAGUACACAGCCACACUUGCCUACGAUCUCCUCAGUGAAGGAAGUGAUCAGAAAGUUGAUUCCUUGAAGAUUUCCCUGAGAGCUGAGGGUGCUCAGGCCUCAGAAGCUACAGCCACCAUGAAAUACAAUAGAAACAUGAAUGUCUUCACCACUCAAGUCCAGAUACCCGACUUUGAUGUUGAGAUGGGUGCUAAAAUUGGCAUGGCGGAAAACACUGCAACAGGAAAAUCCAUCAUCUUUGAGCUCUCCAACAAGAACGUGCCCCAGCUCUCUCUGAUUGGCCGUGCCAAGCUUCAGGCCAUGACUGAUGGCAUGCUGGAAGUUCAGCUUUUGGUUCCCGCCCUCAAAACCGAUGCCACUGUCAGCACUACUUUUAGCAAAGCAGAGGGAAUCACCAUGCAGAUCAAAAGUGAUGUCAGUCUUCCGGAGAUCUCCUCUAUUCAGGCAGUCACUUUCAAAUAUGGCAAAGAGCAAGCUGAGGUUCAUCUGAUGUCCAACAUGAACGCUGAUACUAAGAUUCCAGUGCAGUACACUGAAGAUCUCCAGGGAUGGCUCAGGCGGGUUGCAGAAGAUGUCAUGGACCAGCAGGUCAUUAAAACAGAUAUGAAAGUACGACACAUCCUUAACAAAGGAAUUGAGGCCAGCAUCAACUGGAUUGACAAGAUCUCAACUGAUGUUCCUCAAAUUCAAAAUCUGAGAGAGAGCAUUGCAAGAAUGGAAAUGCCAACAGUACCUGAAAACCUGUUCAUGAAUCUUGAAAGCACAUUCACAUACCAGUUCAACCAAAACCACCUUACAGUGAGUGUUCCUCUGCCUCUUGGAGGAAAAUCAUCUGAGGAGCUAAGGAUACCUGCUGUUGUCACCUCCCCACAAAUUUCCUUGCCUCAGUUGGGCUUUGAGCUUGCCCCACGCGAGAUCCCAAUCCCAGCUUUUACCAUCCCCUCUGAAUAUGAUGUCACUCUGCCCCUGAUGGGAAUGAUGGAAGUGUCUGCCAAGGUCAACAGCAACUAUUAUCUCUGGGAGGGAAAGAUUAUUGCCGGCAACAACACUGCAGAGUCUCCUAACUACGUGGCAAAGAUCCAAAUCACAGCUGACAGUCCAAUCAAACUUCUCUCCUUCUCAGCUGAUGGAGCCACCAAAAUCACUGACACCGCAGAGAAAACUAUUGAAGUAACACUGGAUGGAUCCCUGAAACACAUGCUCAUGAAUACAGGUUUUACUGUGCUGGAAAGCUUUGCUGUCACAGAUAAUUUGCUGACAACAGGUCGGUACCACAUGUAUGCUAAUGCACCUGUGGGUCUAGAAACAUCCAUGACCAUUACCACCCAGGGCUCCCUGGACUCCAACAAGCUCAUUGGAGACAUUAACUCAGAUGGAACUGUAACUAUUGGUCCCAUGGUCGCCACCACCACCUACCUCCACAAGUUCUCAGUUGAGCCGGCCAAGAAAGAAGCAAAAAUGGAGAGUGCACUGAGUGUGAUCUCUGACAUGCUCCGACUUUCAAACAAGAUUAAGACAUCAUAUGAAAAUCAGGAAUAUCUAUUUGAGUUUGACACCAACAUGGACAGUGAGCCCAUCAAACACUCCACCAAAACAAAUCUUGGCUACAAGGAUGUGAAGCUCACCAUCCAGUCUGUUUCUACGACCAAAGCUGAUAAGAAGAUGCUUCGUAGCCAUAUAGAGUUGUCUGCCUCUCAAGAACAAGCCAGCCUUAGGAUAGAAAACCAAGCUGAUGAUACACAGAACCGUGCCUACUCUUUGCUUACUGGAGCCAUGAACCCAUCUGGCUUGGAAAUCAAUGCUGAUGCCUCCAUAAACAUCUUCUCAAGCCUUGCUUCCCACAAAGCAACCUUGGCACUGAACACAAAUGGCCUCACCACCAGUUGUACAACGACAGCCCAGCACAGCCCGGUGACAUUCGAGAAUAUUUUCCACGGUGGAGUCGAGAGGUCUGGUGCCACCUUGUCUCUUACAACAAAGGGAGCGAUUCAAGACAAAAAAGCGGAACUCAAUGUUGAGGGAAAGCUGGCAAGCACAGAGGUCUAUCUCAACAGCAUGUUUAAGGGAAAUGUCUUUGACCUCAACACCAGAAACAGAGUUAACCUCAGACUGAAUGAAGAUGGCUUGAUCAUCUCUAACAACUUGGUUGGAUCUUUCAGUGAAAUGAGGACCGAAAAUACCAAUUCACUGUCUCUUACUCUAAAAUCAUUUACCCUCCACACCAAGACAGACAACUUCCUUGACGCGAGCAACUCUUACAUGCAUGACAUCACAGUCAACGCGGAACGUCUCACUGCCUCAGUUGUUGUGAAAAAUGACCUGAAAGUGUUGGCAGUUAACUUUGUGAAUGAUGCUCUGUUCAAGAUAGAACCCUACAACAUGGAGCUGGCUGGAACCCUGAUGGGAACCUUCUCAGAGGAAGAGCUCAAGCACACUUAUGAAAUCAAGUUUGUUGACAUGAUCUUGUCUGCAAAGUGCAACGCCAAUGGAAAACUGCUGGGAUCCCACUUGACACGUGCCUCUGACCUAGAGGUUGCUGGACUCUCUGUGAAGUUCAACGAUGCGGUAACCUUUAACUCACCAUCCCUUCGUCUGGACAACACUAUCAAAUUUUCUGCAGAACCCUUCAAUCUGAACAUUGAUGCCAUUUUCAAUUCCAAUGGUGGAGUGUAUCUGUAUGGCAGGCAGAGUGGUGAACUAUACAGCAAAUUCCUCCUGAAAGCUGAACCCACAUUGUUUACACAGUCAUUUGAGUACAGAGGUUCAACCAGCCAUGAAAUGGAAGGCAGACCAACCAUCAAAACCAACAUGGACAACAAGUUCAACAGCAUGCUGAGCCUCCAAGAGCAAAGUGUCACACUAAAGAUGAUAUCCACAGUAAAUGACCACACUUUUGACCAAGAUGUGAGUGCCUAUAACAAUGCACAGAAGAUGGGUAUUGAAAUGAGAGGGGCAGUCUCAACUCCUCUCCUCGGUGAGACCAGCCAAGAUUACGCCAUCUCUGGAUUUGUGAAAUAUGAUAAAAACAGUGAGAGCCAAUACAUCCAGAUCCCGUUCAUUGAGCAUCUCCCUGCAGUCAUUGAAAAUGUGAAGACCACAAUGAUCAACCUGAUGGACCAGGGAAUCGAGAUGAUGACAGACAUCAACACCAGGUAUCAGAUCAGUACAACAUUCCAAAGCAAAGUUGCAGAACUGAAAGAGGUCAUUGACAAUUUUGACUACAAUCUUUUUGUCCAAGACCUGAGAAGAUUCAUCGGCUAUGUGGAGAAUUUCAUUGCCGACCUGACAGCCAGGUUCCCAUCUGACAAAGUCAUUAAUGUGCUGAAAUCUAUCAAAGAAAAUGUCCAGGCCACAAUUAAGACAUAUAACAUUCCAAACAGGUUCAGGGCAGUUUAUACCAAAGUAGAAGAGUUUCUCUCCAACUAUGAAAUUGAAAAAAUGAUUGGAGCCUUCAUGGAUGAGGUUGUUAAAAUGAUGAAGCAGUAUCAGGUCAGAGAGAAGAUUCAGCAUGUGUUUGACACUCUUCAGUCAAUCGACAUCCAGCCUCUGCUGACAAAAAUGAUGGUCCCUAUUCAAGACCUUGUGAAUGAGCUGUAUGCCUUCGACUUCAAACAGCUGAUCGAUGACAUGAGCAACUAUGUCAUGAGAAUGAUCCAGAACAUCAGAUCUUUUGAUUACGAGACCUUCGCUUUGGCGCUAAAAGAAAACGUGGCAGAGAUGACUAAGAUCCCAUGCUUUGGAAAAGUUUACGGUGAGUUCAAAGUUACCUCACCUCAUUACAGACUCACGACCACUGCUGACCUGGAGAACACCACAACUACAUCAGUCACACCAGAGUUCAAAAUUAACCUAAAUUCACAGGCUGAGUCUACUUUGAAAAUCCUUGACUUCACCCUGGAUGCCACUGCACAUUUUGCUAUUCCUGAGAUGAGCCAUUUGUCCAUCUUUGAGAGCAUCAAGGCUGAUCAGUCAUCUUUUACACUUGACCACGAAGCGAGAAUGAAUCUUUAUGGGCUAACAGCUCAAGCUUCUGCUGAAACUACUGCAAAAGCCAAAACAGAGCUUUACACUGCAGAGUUUGUCAAUAGUGCCUCCUUUGGCUUGGAAAAUGGGAUUUCUGGCAAAAUGAAGACUGACUACAAACAUGACCUCAACAUGCCAGCCCUGAAACUUAUCAGUGAAGCAGUAAUAAGUCAAAAGACUUUCUUCGGACUUGAAGAUGCCACCAUCCGUUUGACCUUUAACAACAUGGCCAAUGACAAAUAUACAAUUCGGGACUUUAAAGAUGAGGCAACCCACAAGAGUCACAUGGAAGUGGUCAUGGAUCUCCACACAACCAAAAUUACCUUCACUGGUGAAACAGGCAGCAACCACCUAAAGAUGAAUCAAAAUGUCAUCGCUGAUAUUUGCAUUUUCCGCCAUGUCAUUAUUGAGGCCAAGGCUGAGACUGAAACACCGUUCAUGAAGAGUAGUGUUGCAGAGUUCAAGUUUCACGCUAAAGCUGAGGAUAUGAAAAUUGAUUUCACUGCCUCUCAUAAUGCAGAGCUGGCUGGUCCAAUUGAAGGAACUCUCUCAAGCUCUGCUCUCACCCUGAUCACACCUUCAGAGCUCACCUUUGAUACAAAGAAUAAGGGAAAUGCCAAAGUUCGUCUUCCCUUCAGGCUGAGAGGAAAAAUAGAUCUCCAGAAUGAUGUCGCCUUUACCCUGAACUCUGACGUGCAACAAACAAGCUGGACAGGUCUGGCGAGAUUCAAUCAGUACAAAUACUCCCAUUACUUCUCCAUGGACAAUGGUGAUCAAGAAAUAAUUAUAGAUUCCCAAAUCAAGGGAGAAGCAGAUCUAGAUGUGCUGAAGGAACGUAUCACCAUUCCUGCAAUAACUCUGCCAUUUGUUGGUAUGAAAACACCUAGAGUGGAAGACUACUCACUGUGGGAAGACACUGGCCUUAGCUACCUCCUGAUCACAACUCAGCAGACAUUUGACAUGAACUCCAAGCUGAAGUACAUUAAGAACGCUGAUAUCAUCGCCAUUGAAAUUGAUGUGGAGCCAUUGAUUGAUGCCAUUAAUACCAACAUGAAAGCACUGCACAACACAGCACUCAUCGGCAAAGAUAAGGCUGCUGUCAUCCUUGCUUCGUCUUAUGGCAGAGCAAAGGCACAGUAUGAGAAAUACAGCAGUGAGUUACCUAAGACUGUCACAGUCCCUGCCUAUAGAGUUCCAGUGAUGAAUGUUGAAAUGUCAUCAUUUACUAUUCCCCUCCCUGAUGCCACUCUUAUCACAAUGCCUGCCUUGGAUGUUCCAGAUGUGCUCAACCAGCUGACAAUUCCAAAAAUCACUCUCCCCAAAUUCCAGAGCAUCAAGAUUCCAGCAAUGGGUGAUUUGAUUUAUGAGUUUCAAGUGAAAACUGCAGUAAUCCUGCUAAAAACUGAUGCUAGCAUGCUCAACAAAGAUGGCCUCAAGAUCAAACUCGAUGCCUCCUCAACCUCUGAGUUUAGAAUUCUGAAUGGAGAAAUUAAGGGCCACACCAAUGUGAAUACAGUCGGUGGAUUGGAAAUGGUCUCUGCCCUAUCUGUCAUACAUUCCGUGCUUGAGGGAAACCAUGAGAGCACCAUCACCUUAAGCUCUCAAAAGGUUGAUGCCUUCGCAGCCAAUUCAGCAAAGGUCAAUCUACCUUCUCAGUCUAUGGAAAUCUACCAAGUGAUUUCUAGAAAUCCCACGGAAGGCUUUCUCAUCUCCAUGUCCACUCCAUCUACGGGACUGAUGGGUCUUCAAAUUCAAACCAAGUCUCCAGCACAAGUGAGAGCAAGAGUCUAUGGUCGUUACCCGACUGAACCAACAACAGACACUGAUAUCCUUGGUCUCCGGAUGUCUGUGAUUGACUCUGAAAAGCUGAACAUUCAGACGACCUGGAAUAUGGAGAUGCCAUAUGAGAUGCUGCUGGGGCUGAAGAAACAAGUGCCUACAGCCACGAAGAUUGUGUCUUAUUCUGCCCGGCAGGCAUCCAGAAACAUCGGCAAGGUUCUUACAGUCCUUAGAGAUGCAUUUCUAAAGGCUAGUAAGCAGGGUGAAGUGGUAUUUAACAGGGCUGUUGAAAACCUAGCUGCAUUAAAUCGUCCUGAUGUUUUAGCAGCUGUCACAGACAAGACCAGUUUGAUUCUGAAUGAGUACAAAAGGAAAGUUCAACAUGUUCUUGAUGCUGUUGUUAAAUUCCUGAGAGAGACCAAAUUCCAGGUUCCUGGCUAUGAAGAGAAACUAUCUGGCCUGGAGAUCUACCAGAAAUGUAGUGCUUUUGUUGCUGAUGUGUCUGAAGAGGCUGUUCAAAAGUUGCCAGAGUAUUUUGCCUCCGUCUUUGCAAAUGUCUUUGAUCGCUUGCAAGACCUUAAGUUCAGACUUCCUGGAUCUGACCGCAUUGUGACUAGCAAAGAAUUUCUUAAUGAUUUGUCGGUAGCUUUGAGGAAAAUCCAGGAACAGGUGAUCCUGACUGUGAGGAAACUCGGAGACAUUCAGCUAGAAGAUAUCUUUAUGAAAUUCUCAGCACUCAUGCAGUUUACAGUUGAACAAUGUGAGAAGGUCCUUGAAAUUGUAAAAUCUCAGAACAUAGAAAGGCUCUCCACCUUUGUGAUUGAUGCCUACAAUGAUGCCAAGAACUCUCGCGUCCUGGCCAGUGUUGUAGAGCAGUGUCUAGAGGUCCACAGAAUUGUUAUGGAAUAUCUCACAGUUGUGGCCAACAAAAUCUACAGUAUUGCAGAUGAAAUGUCAACUGAACAGCUUAAAGCUGACAUCCAGUCCCGGAUUGAUUCAUCUGUAAAAAGCAUUAACACCUUCCAAAACAAUGUCAUUAGAACACUCCAGGAGAAAAGCAAGGAUGUUGAACCAUACGUGAGGGUUGGAGACAGGCAGAUAGAUGUUGAAAUUCCAUUACCAAGUGUUGACAGAUUCAUGGAAAAUUCCGACUGGGAACUGGGAAAUCCCCACUUCCGAGGACAAAUGGAACGCGGCAACAGUCCUCCGGGACCAAAAAAGGUGGAAGAAUCACAUCAAAACACAGCACUUGAGGCAGCCCCCCGAAGAUGUGGUUCGUUUCUGCAGAGCUGCCCGCGUUGCAGUCUCGAAAACCUCCCAGAUCCCCUCCUUGGUUUUGGCUGAGCACUCCAGGUAGUCGUAUGCGCCGAUGCGCGCCGCCAUGGCGCGGCCGUCCUCCGCCCGCACCGGCUCCAGCUUCAGCCGGGACAGCUCGCUCUUCACAUGCUCGUCGUUGCGCAGGUCCUUCUUAUUGGCCACUAAUAUGAUGGGCACGUUGGGGCAGAAGUGCUUGACCUCGGGCACCCACUUUUCGGGGAUGUUUUCCAGCGAGUCCGGGCUGUCCACGGAGAAGCACAUGAGGAUGACGUCCGUGUCCGGGUAGGAGAGCGGGCGCAGCCGGUCGUAGUCCUCCUGCCCGGCCGUGUCCCACAGAGCCAGCUGCACUUGCUUGUUUUCCACUUCUAUGUCCGCCACGUACGUCUCGAACACAGUCGGGACGUACACCUCGGGAAACUCGUCUUUGCUGAAUACGAUGAGGAGGCAGGUUUUCCCACAUGCGCCGUCGCCCACCACCACCAGCUUCUUCCUAAUGUCAGCCAUCCUCGGCUCCCGAUGGCUCCCUAUCAAUCCCGGUCGAUCCUCGCAGCCUCCAAAAAAAAACACAGACGUGGCUCGUUUGCUGCCCUCCCUUGCUGCUUUAUAACUCUUUCUCACACAGGCACAGCCCUCUCCCGCAGGAAGCUCCCGGCCCUAAACUUCACAACCUUUACCAGUAACAACGGCGAUCUUUAUAAAGCGCAGGGUGGUUUCCUAAAUAUAGCAAUCCAAUCGGAAAUAGGGAGUUCCCGCUGGCUGCAGGGAGGGGGCACCAUCGCAGGAAAACUCCCAGCUCUGCCCAGCCAGCCUCGCUAAAUCACCGUUUCUCCAAGGAAACAAAACAUAUAGAAGAGGAUUGACGGCGUGCGGCGAGCACAGACCCUCUCUCGACACGACAAGGCGCUUUCCCGUGGAAUGAGCGUUCCAUGCAGCAUCCUAGGUAUGAAUGACGUGGCCUGGCAGGAGACAAGAGGCGGGAUGCUGCAUGCAAAUGGUGCUCCAGAGUCUGGGGGUGUCCGAGUUCAUGCUGGAGUGCCCCUAGCCACAGUUGUGGGGGGUGGGCCGGUUCCCGGAGGACCACAUUUACAGGGCAUGGACAGGAGUUCUAACCCCACACCGGGUACGCCACAGCCUCCACUUAGUGGAAGAUCUCAGGAUGAUGCCACAGUUGGGUACUUCUUUCAGAGACAGCCUGGAGAGCAACUUGUAGGUUGCACACCCAGUAAGCAUCGCUGGCCUACUGGAGAUGCCAAUCAUGUUGAUCAGGUAGGAGCUGUUGAUGGAAUGAAUUAUGACUUUCAAGCUCUUGCGCUGGAGUCAAGGGGAAUGGGAGAGCUAUUGCCUGCUAAAAAGCUCUGGGAUUCUGAUGAGCUGGCGAAGGAUGGAAGGAAAGGGAUGCUUCUUGGAGAGGAGUGGAGGGGCAAUGCAUGGGGAUCAUCUCAUCAUUCAGUGUCUCAGCCAAUCAUGGUACAGCGGCGGCCAGGCCAGGGUUUCCAUGGAAACGGUGAUGCCAAUUCUGUACUUUCCCCUCGCUCAGAAGGUGGAGGCUUGGGGGUCAGCAUGGUGGAAUAUGUCCUAAGCUCCUCUCCUGGUGACAAGAUGGAAAGUCGUUACAGGAACGGUGGCUUUGGUGGAGGCGAUGUUGACCAAGAUGGGAGAGAGAAAGGUGACCCACAAGAGAAGGUGUCACCUUUUGAAGAAGACAAAAGCCCAGAGAUGAAGGUUGGAGAAGACUGUGAUCCUGCUAAGGCCAAUGGAAGAGUUCUCUUGAAUGGCAUGGAUAGAGACUGCAAAGACUUCAAUCCAACCCCAGGAAGCCGUCAGGCCUCCCCCACUGAGGCUGUGGAGAGGAUGGGUCCCAGUCAAACAGGUCUGGAGAUGAUGGGACAGCACCACGCCCAUGUCCUUCAACAACAGAACAUUGCCCACACAAACAAAAUGCCAGGUGACGAAUUCCAGAACCAAGAAGCCCAGAAUAUGGGUGGUAUGGAGCAACAGGCCAGUGUGGAGUCGUUACAGUUUGACUAUGCUGGAAACCAGAUCCAGGUGGACCCCUCAGGAACUCCAGUAGGAUUGUUUGAUUACAGCUCUCAGCAGCAGUUGUUCCAGAGAUCAAAUCUGACUGUUCAACAGCUCACUGCAGCUCAGCAACAGCAAUAUGCCCUGGCUGCAGCUCAACAGCAGCAUCUUGCUGGCCUUGCUCCUGCAUUUGUGCCAAAUCCUUACAUCAUUAAUGCUGCCCCACCUGGAACUGAUCCCUACACUGCCGCUGGGCUGGCAGCAGCAGCCACACUCGCAGGCCCCACUGUCGUUCCACCACAGUACUAUGGCGUUCCGUGGGGUGUGUACCCAGCCAAUCUUUUCCAACAACAGGCCCAAUCUAAUGCCAAUCACUCAGCUAAUCAGCAAGCAUCCAAUCAGGGCCCAGGGCCAGGCCAGCCUCAGGUGAUGCGCACAGGAAACAACCAACGGCCUCUUACACCUGGGCAAGGCCAACAGAGUCAGCAGGAAUCUUUAGCUGCCGCAAACCCUGCCCUGGCUUAUGCAGGAAUGUCUGGUUACCAGGUGUUGGCCCCUGCUGCCUAUUAUGACCAGACGGGAGCCCUGGUGAUGGGUCCUGGUGCCCGUACUGGUCUAGGUGGACCCGUUCGUCUUGUCCAGACCCCCCUCCUCAUUAACCCUGCCGCAGCACAGGCUGCAGCAGCUGUGUCUGCAUCUGGCUCUGGUAAUAACAUGUCUGGCCCACCAGCCAACGGGUUGUACCGCUCCAUGCCGCAACCCCAGCCUCAGCAACAGCAGCAGCAGGCUCCCCCACAAAACAGUGGCUUGCCGUCAAGCUCAUUCUACGGAUCCGGAUCAGUCCCCAACACCUCCCAGAGCAGCUCCCUUUUCUCACACAACUCUGCCGCUCCACCCAGUUCCUCCCUGGGCUUCAGCAGCACGGGUGGCUCUCUUGGUGUGGGCCUGGGCUCUGCUCUUGGGGGCUUUGGCUCUUCAGUAUCCAGCUCUACUAGUAGCAGUGUAUCUCGCAGAGACUCUCUACUGGCAAGUUCUGACCUGUACAAACGAGGUGGUAGCAGUUUAACCCCCAUUGGCCAGCCAUUUUAUAAUAGCCUGGGUUAUUCGUCUUCACCCAGCCCCAUUGGGCUGACACCGGGCCACUCCCCACUCACCCCUCCACCUUCUCUGCCCUCUUCUCAUGGAUCAUCCUCCAGCCUUCACAUAGGCGGCCUGACAAAUGGCAGCGGGCGUUACAUUUCUGCCGCUCCUGGAGCUGAAGCAAAAUACCGCAAUACCGGCGGCACAUCGAGUCUGUUCAAUUCAAGCAGCCAGCUGUUCCCUCCCGCACGGCCUCGCUAUAGUCGCUCUGAUGUCAUGCCUUCUGGACGCAGCCGUUUACUGGAGGACUUUAGAAACAACCGCUUCCCAAACCUCCAGCUCCGUGACCUGCCAGGACACAUGGUGGAGUUCUCCCAGGACCAGCAUGGAUCCAGAUUUAUUCAGCAGAAACUAGAGAGGGCCACUCCUGCUGAGAGGCAGAUGGUGUUUGGAGAGAUUCUGCAAGCAGCAUAUCAACUGAUGACUGAUGUAUUUGGGAAUUACGUCAUUCAGAAGUUCUUUGAGUUUGGAAGCGCCGACCAGAAGCUGGCUUUAGCGACACGCAUUCGCGGACAUGUCCUCCCCCUGGCUUUGCAGAUGUACGGUUGCAGGGUCAUUCAAAAAGCCUUGGAAUCCAUCUCUUCGGACCAGCAGGUAAUUUGUGACAUUGUACGCGAGUUGGACGGUCAUGUGUUGAAGUGUGUGAAGGACCAGAAUGGGAACCAUGUGGUGCAGAAAUGCAUUGAGUGUGUCCAGCCUCAAGCCCUGCAGUUCAUUAUUGAUGCCUUCCAGGGACAGGUGUUUGUGCUUUCCACACACCCCUAUGGCUGCAGAGUCAUCCAGAGGAUUUUGGAGCACUGCACUCAGGAACAAACUCUGCCGAUCCUGGAAGAGCUGCAUCAGCACUCUGAACAGCUGGGCCAGAAAUAUCAAGGCGUAUCAUUGGAGAUGACACCCAAAACAUAUUAUACAGUGUCCCGUGAUGCACUGUUCAAGGAUCAGUAUGGUAACUACGUCAUCCAGCAUGUUUUGGAGCACGGCAGACCAGAGGAUAAGAGCAAGAUUGUGGCAGAGGUUCGCGGAAAGGUCCUUGUUCUGAGCCAGCAUAAGUUUGCAAGUAAUGUCGUGGAGAAGUGUGUGAUCCACUCCUCGCGUGCAGAGAGAGCUCUGCUGAUAGACGAAGUGUGCUGCCAGAAAGACGGGCCCCACAGCGCCUUGUACACCAUGAUGAAGGACCAGUACGCCAACUAUGUUGUCCAAAGAAUGAUUGACAUGGCAGAACCUGCCCAGCGUAAAAUCAUCAUGCACAAGAUCAGGCCUCACAUUGCCACUCUGCGAAAAUACACGUACGGGAAGCACAUUUUGGCCAAGCUAGAAAAGUACUACAUGAAGAGCGGCUCUGAACUGGGUCCCAUUGGCGGCCCCACAAACGGCCUUAUGUAGUCACGCUGACAUCCUGGAUCCCCUGAAGAAGUGGACAAGUAGGAACCCCAAACCCCUUGUUUUGUGAGAGAUGCUCCUUUAGCCAUAAGGGAAAGCCUCUGUCAUCACUGUUUUGUCGGGGGGAGGGAGGGGGUCCUUUUACCAAAAAAAAAAAAAAAAUGACAAGUCAACUUCACCUAAGAACGCUGUGACAACUGACCCCUGCCACUCUGCCACCCUUGGGGCAGAUCCCCAAAAUGGCCCCCAAGGGAUGCAGUGAGCAGGCUGUUGGUUUUGUUUUUUCCCCUGGGUAAAGCACAAGCUCAUUGUCAAUGAUGUAACUGAUGUAUUUGACUGGUUUUCAUAUUAUCUUGUACAUUUAGUUUUUUACCUUGUACAUUCUCUGUAGAGAAAAAAAAAACACAAUUAUUACACAUUUGCUGAAAUCCACAAUUCUUACAAUUAACACCAGCAAGUGACUUUAUAGAGCUGAACUGAGUGAUCCUUUUAAAACGCAGUUCCAUUUGUUUUUCUAACCAGACGCGUGUCAGCUCUUCUAAUUAAAGCUAGGCAAUUGAAUCUUACAAUUGUAUAUUAUCCCAUGCAAAGUAGAAGUGUUUUCCAUGCCAAAGCAGCUGAUGGAUUAGUUUUCAAAUAGAAUUACAUCGUACAGAUGGGUAUGAAAACCCUCCUGCCCGCAGGCAAGUACUACUUUGUGCCACUUUCAGCCAGCGUUUUUUCCGCAAGCUUGGUUUCGGGGGAUUGGUGCUUUCAUCUAGGUUGGCGCUCCAGUUGCGGCUUUUUCUUGCCUCCUUUUCCAGACUUGGUUGGGUACUUGUGUUUACUCCAGCAGCUCUGUCUGCCUCAUGUUUCGGUACUAUCACAGACUGGCAAACCCGAGCUGCUCUAUUCACUGAGCCCCAUUUCUAGCCAUUCUACUUUUCCUCAUCCAAGUUAUCACUCGAGGGGGUUUUGCAAGAAUGAGAAAAAGGCUACCAUUAACUUAACAGAAGCAGAGCAUGUGUUUUGGUUGUACAGCGGGUGCGUAACCUGAUUUAAUCUUAAUAUAAAAUGACCAUAGUAGGGGGGGCUUUUUG